CUCGGAGUCUUUCUCCCCCAACAAGUUUGACAGCUCGUUUUUGGUCCUUAUUAAAACAUUUUCUCAUAGACAUACGGACUCUGUGUUCGUUAUUUAAAAAAAAAAAUCUUUAUUACCGUUUAACAUUUUUUUUUCUUUUUUUGUGUGUGAGCGUCUCGCGCUUUGCUAUGAGGACUUUCAGGACUUCGUAGUUUUGGACACUUCUCCGCUGCUUUGGGACCGUGGGCGUUUUUUGUUAGUAUUUAUUUUUUUUUCUCUCUCUCAUUAUCCUUUGUUGGACGGGAUCUAAAAAUGUCGAGGAGCGUGGAGGAGGUGAACAAGCUCACUGAAAGCACGUACAAGGUGGGUACAGAGUGUGAUGGAACACUUCAACCCAGGACUGAGGAACCUUGUCAACCUGGGCAAGAACUAUGAGAAAUCAGUGGCUGCAAUGACCCUGGCAGGAAAGUUGUAUUUUGAUGCAGUGUCUAAGAUUGGUGAGAAUGCUGCAGUGUCUCCUGUCUCCAGAGAAUUAGGUGCUGUCUUGAUGGAAAUCUCAGAAGUCCACAGGAAGGUCCAUCUUGAGCUGGAGGAAAAUUUUAAAAGGUUCCACAGGGACAUCGUAUCUGAGCUGGAGAGAAAGACGGACAUGGAUGUCAAAUACAUGACGGCCACAUUUAAAAGGUACCAGAUGGAGCACAAAAUGAAGCAGGACUCUUUUGAGAGGUCUCGGUCAGACCUCAAAAAAUUGAGGAGAAAAAGCCAAGGCAAGAACGCGAACAAGUACGAGAACAAGGAGACUGAGUGUCUGGAAACAUUAAUCAGCCGUCAGACGGACAUGCAGAAGUUUAUUGCAGAAGGAUGUAAAGAGGCUCUACUAGAGGAAAAGAGACGUUUUUGUUUCCUUGUGGACAAACACUGCAUGUUCUCCUACCAGUUUGCUUCCUUCCAUGAUAAGGCCAGAGGCAUACUGAUGGCAAACCUGUCCAGCUGGCAGGACCAUUGCAACGAUGCCACCGACAUGCCAGAGAGUGUUUUAUCCAUGAUUGAGGGGCUGCGUGUGCCAAUCUCCAUCACACCACUGCCAUCUCCUACCCCUUCACGGCACAGCGUGAACGUCUCUGCUCCCCCAGCCCCAUCUCAGAAGGCACAGACCAGCCGUCUGGAUAGCAUGUUCACUCAGGAGAAUGACACGACUGCUGUAACCACCACAACCAACAGCAGCACUGACAGAAAUUCAGAUCACGUGAGCACUGAGGAAACCAACAUCCCCAGAUCAGUGUCUGUUGCCACAGGCCUCAACAAUAUGGUGAAGAGGCCACGUGUGCGCACCAUUUUCCCCCACGCUGCCGGCAACAACAACACACUGCUCAGCUUUGACGAAGAAGAUGUCAUCAUCCUUCUCAUCCCUGAUGAGAGAGACGGGUGGCUGUACGGCGAAAUGGAGAAGAAUGGAAAGAGGGGCUGGUUCCCUUCCUCGUAUUGCCGUGCCAACACUGAGCCACUAGCAAAUAACAGCAGCAGUGUGUCUGCUGCACCAUACCGCAGUAGGAGCGUGGUCAACCUGCACCACCAGGACACAGAAACAGAUGAGGCCACCAUGGUGCUUCCACCGGCAGACUACUCGGACUCUCCACAGAAAAACUCCAUCCAAAACUCCACUUCUUCCACCAGUACUACUACUACCACCACCACCAUUACAAACAACAGCCACCAGCACUCCCCCACGCCCUCUGUCGGCUCCUCCUUGUCUGAUAGCAGCACGGCAAUCCAGUCAAACGGCAUCUCAAGGCCUCCACCUGCGUAUCUCGCAGGCGGGAACCCGUUUGCCACAGUCAGACUGCGUCCAACUGUCACCAACGACCGCUCAGCACCAGUCAUCUGACCUGCAGACAUGGACGGUGAAAAGCCCUCGCCCACCGAACACACAGCUGGACUCCAGCCUCUGGAGCCUCUCCAGCCUUCCAUCCAGACAGAGGAAUCCUGUGCUGGCACUGAGGGGAAAUAAAUGCCAUUUAAACCAGAUAUCCCCUUACUGCUGCAAACACAAUCACAUACACACACACAUACACACACAAAUCAAGACUGAUUUACAGACGCUCAUAUAUUUAAGAGAUUUAUAUAUUUUCUAAUUUUGUUGUGUUUGUAGUGGUGACGUCAAAAUAACUGGUAGUCAUGUGCACAUUUAUAAAAAACAAAUAUUUAAGCCAUCAGGGGGACAGGUAUCUGAUUUAAUGCUCCAGAACCUUUUCUUCAGGUGAGAUGAAUCUGGGUGUAAAUGUUGGAGAUGAGACUUCGAGAUCUCGGUGUGCACACGUAAUCCUUUUAUUGUAAUGGUCUCCUUGUCACCUACAUCCGAAUAAAAAUGGUACAAGAAAAUAUUUAAUUUGUGCUGUUGCUUGUUCAUUGUCAGACUGUUAGAAAUCUUUUGUGUUGCCAUAGAACAGUAGAAGAAUGUACUGUAGUGUAUUCAUGACUCUGAUGCACCCAAAUCAACACUGAAGUGACCUGGAUUCCGAAACCCUCCUGUACAUAUUUUGCGACACUUUUUAAAUAUUGUUUUGCGAUCUAACAUCACUGUUUUGUUUAGUUGGAUAGAUGUGGAUUCUGGACUUUUUGCCGUAAAUGUUUUUAGUGGUUCAGAGAUGAUGCUGUUAUUUUUUGCUUUAAGAAUUGUACACUGAAUUUUAAGUCUGUGAUGGUCUACAUUUGACUUAGUCCACAGUUUGCCUUCAGAAAAGUUUGGUGUAUGAAAAAUAAAUCUAUUUCUUCA
Messenger RNA from Thalassophryne amazonica, 2752 nucleotides. RefSeq names its product BAR/IMD domain containing adaptor protein 2 like 1b (gene baiap2l1b). The coding region runs from base 359 to 1864 and encodes 501 amino acids. The transcript has 14 exons. Gene Ontology annotation, cellular component: cytosol; nucleoplasm. Gene Ontology annotation, molecular function: protein binding. Gene Ontology annotation, biological process: actin crosslink formation; actin filament bundle assembly; plasma membrane organization. The record is from RefSeq and is a predicted model, not a curated record. NCBI's taxonomy places the organism in Eukaryota, Metazoa, Chordata, Actinopteri, Batrachoidiformes, Batrachoididae.